Coregonus sp. 'balchen' is the source of this 1123-nucleotide messenger RNA. Lineage: Eukaryota; Metazoa; Chordata; Actinopteri; Salmoniformes; Salmonidae. The record is from the annotation of a GenBank genome assembly.
AUGCGCAGCAAGAGCAUGGACAACUUCUUCCAGCGCACCAGCAACGGCGAAGUCCGCCUACCCUCAGGGAUCAUCCACGAGCCUCCGCCACCCCCCUCUCCUCCCCCUUCGGGGAGACGCCCCUGACCUGCGAGCGCCUACCCUCCCUCUCCCCGUCGCUCAGCCCCAAGCCCUCGCUUUUGUCCAACUCGCCCUCCCACAGUCCCUCCCUCUUCCUGACCUCAAAGCUCAGCUCCAGGACCAGCUCCAGUCCCAGCCGGUGAAGACCCACUGCUUCCAGAAGCACAUCUUCCGCCGGCCCACCUGCUACCAGCAAUGCAAACACGUGAUCCAGGGAAACUCCAAGCAGGGUCUGCGCUGUAAAGCUUGUAAGCUGGGCGCCCACCUCUGGUGCUCCUCUGAGCUAUCCCAAAAGCCCUGUACAGGAAAGACUGGGGCCUUUAAACAAAACUUCAGCUCCCCUCUCCUGACUAACGAUAUGUUAGGGGUGGUCAAGGAGGCUCUGCCAUCGCAAGAAUCUGGUAAAGUAAAGGGGGAAUUGACCCUGUGUAUGAGGCCCUGCGUUACAGGAUGUCACUGGAACAGAUGAGACACUCUAGCUUCGGAAGCAUCACUGAGUCCCCCAUUCAUGAGGUGGAGAGAGUGGAGGAGGGACUGGAAACGCAACCAAUCGCUGAGGAGGAGUUUGUCCCAGAGACUGAGACUCUCACGCCUCCUGAAAGCAAGAAGGCCGAUUCGGAGGAAGACUCCAAAGAGCAUCGACGUCCACUCCGUACACACCUAUGUGGCUCUGUACAAGUUCAUCCCACAGGAGAAGAGUGAUCUGGAAUUACAACCUGGCGAUAGAGUGCAAGUAACUGAUGACUCCAAUGAGGACUGGUGGAAGGGAAAAAGCAAAGACAAGCUGGGUUUCUUCCCUGACAACUUUGUACAGAGAUUGCGCCCAGGUGAGUGAGUGUGGAAGGUCACGGGUGGUUUCCAUGGUGACCGUGACAGAGGUCAAAUGACUGUGAAAGAGUCCCAGAUCUGUGUGGGGAAGAACGAAGAGCUGGACGGUUUCCUAAAGCUGAGCAGUGGGAAGAAGAGAGGUCUAGUCCCUACCAAGCAUCUUCUGGAGAUAUGA